CUUGAGACGAAAUCGUUUGCCCUUUCCUCUGAAGCUCUUCUCUGAUAUAAAAAGGUGCUCUUGAACAAUGAGAUCAGUCUAAAACAGAAGCGGGGACCAUCACUUCUGUUAAACGCGCUGGAACAAUGUCUCCAUUUUUUGUCACCACUUUCUUGCUCGGUCUUUCAUCGCUGGCCACCGCAGCCAACUUCACUCAGGUCUACGCGUGGCCCAAUGAGCUGGACUACGAGUGGCCGUCGGAGGCCAGCAGGGCACAGGCCUUGGAGUACGGAACUUACGACCCGGCGAAAAUUUAUCCUCGUUACAUGGCUGUCCACGGUUCAAGAAUCUUCCUCAGCCUUAAGGAAUCCAUUAGCAUUCCGGUGACUCUGGUGUCUCUGCCGACGAGCAGCGCGUCCUCCGCACCCCCGAAGCUCACCCCUUUCCCUUCGUGGGACAUGCAUCGUAAAGUAUUGGGAAACUGCAGCAAGAUUCAAGAGGCGGAAGGGCUGGAAGUGGACUCCGUUGGCAGGCUGUGGUUGCUCGAUCAGGGCAGCUCCGUUUCCAAUUGCUAUGCAAAACUAUGGAUAUUUGACUUAAACAACAAUGAAACCGAACUCAUUCAUCGAUUUUCAUUUCACGACUAUUUGCACGACUUGGUGAUCGACGAAACGGCCAACGGAACCUUCGCCUACAUCGCUCGAUGGGUUGAAAAACACAUUGUUGUGUUUAGUUUGGAAAGAAAUGAAUCUUGGAUUGUCAACACGCCAGGGAUCGUGGUCUUGUCCAUUGCCCUGUCUCCUAAGGGUCACGAAGCGAGACAGCUCUACCUUAGCAAUUUAAACUACAAACAACUGCAUUUAAUUUCCGCUUCCACACUCCGCGACGGAAACGGAACAGCAAAUCUAAUGGGAAACUGGAGUGUACGGGAUACAUAUCAAAUGCUGAUGGACAACCACGGGACCUUGUACUCCGGCUUUAUGUAUCAGAAUUACGCUUCCACUUGGAACACAUCCCGGCCAUUCCUGGAGCAAAGAUUUUAUCAGGUGGCUGGACUGAGAUCCUCUUGGCCGUUUACUUUUUCCUUGGACCAAAAUGAAACCUUUUGGAUGACAGUGUUUGAUGACGAAAAUAUGCCAAGAUUCAGGCUUUUGAAGGCUGCAGUCGGUGCCAAAUCGUACAUCUACGAGGACUCGCCAGAAUCACGAGAGUGACACUGCCUAAGGUCGGGAGAGGUCUUUUGCAAGGUUGGAUGGAAGAAAAACCCACCCUGGCUGCGUCCACGGCAUCUGUGACCAACCCUGAGAGGGUACCUGGCUGCCCGGCUGCCGUGCAAAUUGACCUCAAAAACGAUUGUAGACUCGAGUAGAGAUUUUUUUGGAUAUUAAAUGUUUUCUGGGAAAUUA
Molecule: messenger RNA, 1385 nt
Organism: Cloeon dipterum
Lineage: Eukaryota; Metazoa; Arthropoda; Insecta; Ephemeroptera; Baetidae
Product: protein yellow-like
Exons: 5
Coding region: 126-1193 (355 amino acids)
Source: RefSeq, a predicted model, not a curated record